Messenger RNA from Pieris napi, 2603 nucleotides. RefSeq names its product transcription factor LBX2 (gene NK7.1). Bases 273 to 1445 code for a protein of 390 amino acids. Lineage: Eukaryota; Metazoa; Arthropoda; Insecta; Lepidoptera; Pieridae. Gene Ontology annotation, biological process: regulation of transcription by RNA polymerase II; cell differentiation. Gene Ontology annotation, cellular component: nucleus. The record is from RefSeq and is a predicted model, not a curated record. The transcript has 4 exons. Gene Ontology annotation, molecular function: RNA polymerase II cis-regulatory region sequence-specific DNA binding; DNA-binding transcription factor activity, RNA polymerase II-specific.
GCGAGUUAGUCUAACUGUGAGAAUCGUCGCGGCUGGACCGUUUCUCGAUUGGGUUACGCCAACCAUUGUUCGCGGUUCGCAAUUAUAUCGAUAUUCAGUAAUGACUUGUUACUGUUUUAAUCCUGUGACCUUUGUGUUGUGAUUGACGGAUAUCGAACCGGUCAGGAAGUACACCACUUCAAAGAAGAUCAAACGAGCCGUCAAUCCAGAGUUAUUAAAUGAUUCAAUCAUAAAAACAAACAUGCAAGAUUCAACUAAACAUUGAGACACAGAUGUGCGACACACAAGAUUCAAUAGAACACAUACAAAACACAACGGAAAUGCAAACAGUCCUGUCAAAUUGUAUGCCGGAUAUUGGGAAUGUAGAGUCCAACGAUACAUAUGCAGAGUACGCAGAUAUAUGUGGUUCAGAGGGUAAAAUCAACGUUGAUGAUGAUAAAGAUAUAGAAAUUGAUGUUACAGAAACAAUAGACGAUCAGAAAACAGAAAAUAAAAAACAAGAGUACGAAAGUAGGGAUCCAUUUGACUCGUGGCAUCCACACGUUUAUGGAAAACCUCCAAAGAUGCCGACACCACACACGAUAGAAUUCAUUCUUGGGUUGAAUAAGGAUUCUAAGAAGACUGUUAGUUCAUUAAUGAGUGUCAAAAGGUUCGGUCAUGAGAGGGACAAUAAGUUAGUGCAGAAUAGACUGCAAGAACAGUUGCUACAGCGGAGUAGGAAUAGUGAUAGUGCCAGUGUUAAGGAAGAACCGUUAAACUUGUCUGUGCCUAAGACUUGGUGUGAAGAAGAGAAGUUCAGUAGAGAUUCAAAGCUAAUAAAACGCAAGAAGUCAACAGAUGACGUCCGAUCACCUCUUGGUGGCGAAGGGUCCAUGACCAGUGAAGAAGGAGAGGAUGCAGGUGUUGGUAGACGCAAGAAGGCAAGAACCACUUUCACUGGACGACAGAUCUUCGAGCUGGAGAAGUUAUUCGAAGUCAAGAAAUAUUUGUCAUCAGGCGAGAGAGCAGAUAUGGCGAAACUUCUUAAUGUGACUGAGACACAGGUAAAAAUCUGGUUUCAAAACAGAAGAACGAAGUGGAAAAAGAAAGAUAACGUCAGCAACGCGGAAGUAGCCGAGAUGAAGCAGAACAAGCCAGAAGACAAGAAAGAAGAUAAAGAGGAUCCGCUGGCGAUAGAUAUGUCCAAGAAGACCUGCAAUAAAAUACUCAGCGAGAAGCUUAAAACCAAACCCACUCAGAACGUCCUCCCUAAACCAAGAAGGGUGGAGAAAGGCGUGGUUUUAGAAACGAUAUGUGACGUCAAUGACAUAGAGAGUAGAAUAUCAAUAACAAAGAUAACAAAUAAACUAUCGAGUACAGAUCUCUCGGAGAGUGUGACAGUCAAAAGUUUCAACCCAGAAGAAGAAAGAAUAGAAUCAAAUAGAGAAUGCGUUAAUGAGAUGUAAGAGGCUGGUUUUGCGAUCUCUACAUUUCACAGAAAUUCAAUUUGUUUAAUAGAAGCUAAAUUUUAAUAUGACAACACGAAAUGCCUUCCAAAAUUGUAUACGAUUAGAUAGAAUAUUGUACUGUGUAUAAUACUUUCAGUUCUGAAAUUUUCGUCACGAUUUGUAUAAAUAUGUAAAUUAAUCUAUAAAAACUGUAAGAGAUCGCAAAAUAGCUUAUGAACUUUUAUUGUUCAAUUAACCAGUUUGUAAAACUAAAUACAAAACUAUUAGAAGCUCUAUUAAUUUGUAUGAGAAAGUUUUUUGACCUAAGUUGAUCACUUUUAAUCGGCUUCGUUUAUACUGUAUACAUUUUUAAAAUAUUUGUAUAAUUGUUAUUCAUAAAAACUAAACCGACUUAUACCUGUCAACAUAAUUUACCUAGUAUCUAUAUGUGCCCAGAAAUGCCUGGAUAUUUGAAAAACUAAUCAACCGAUUUUGAAAUUCGGAGUGUGCCCUAAGUUGGAAGAUACCAUUUAGUUUUUGAGGAAUUUCUGGACUAACAUCCAGUUACCAAAUAGCACGCGUAGUUAAAAGCCUAAUAAAUAGAUCAUCGUACUCAAAAAUUAAACAAUUCCUCCCAUUUUGAAGCCGGUCAAAAAUAAGUUUCCGUUUAGUAAAAUCAAGUAUGGAUUUGAUGAUUAGAUGUGGAAAAAUUUCUUGCGAAUCAUAAUUUUGAUAAACUUAAUUAUUUCUUCUGUAAAUUAUAAAAAAAAGUCAAUCACGUCAGUAUUUGUUUUUGUAGAAUUAUUUUAACGAUAAAUCAGUGUUAGUUUAGUAUUGUGUUAAUUAAGUUUUUAUAACAAUUAAUACUCAUAGGAUUUUGCGAGUCAGAAAUAUUUAGAUAAGUACAAAUUGUAAUUUUCGGAAAAAAGGGUAAUAAAUAGUGACUAAAUUCUGAGCCAAAUAAUUGUAUCUGUAUUUUAUCUAUAAUGUAGUAAUGAUAUUAUUAAAGCUUUCUUAUCUGUUAAUUUAUCAAAGAUGUUAAAUAUAUUAAACGUUUUUGGUUGUCUAAAUAUUAUAUGGAACAAUAUUUCAUAAAAGAAGUCGCACAAAUUACCUUGCAUACAUCGAAAAAUCAUUUAAUAAAUUCUCAGUUAUUGAAAUAUCUUACAAUAAGAA